UUUUCAAACGAAAUGAAAAAAUCGGAACUUUCCUUAGAAAAACCUUUCUUUACCACCCAUCUACUCUUUUGCCUAUAUAUACCAUGUUUGGAAGGACAUCAUAAACCAUCAAUAUUCACAUCUUUUCAUAGCAAAAAAGAGAGAGAGUAUUAUUGAAUUAAGCUUUGCACAAACAACUACCAAACAACUCCAACCAAACACACCAACACAACAUGAGUAAGACAGAAACUCAGCAACAACAACAACUAAACAUGGACAAUGUUCCUCCUCCUGGGUACCCAACUUUAAAUUCUCCUGAAGGGAAAAUGAAGAAAAAGGGUUGGUUCCGCACCAAGACCAGGGGAGAUAAAGGUUUCGCUAAAGGAUGUUUGGCCGGAUUAUGUUGCUGUUUCGUAUGUGAAGAGUGCUGCUUCUAAAACGAUCAUGGCUUAGUUAGCUUGAUGAUCAAUAUCUAUCAUAUUCUCUAUAUGUUUUGUGUAUUGAAUUUUAUUUUUGAAUUCUUUGUAAUUGAUUAUGAACAUACUGUGCUAUAUAUAUAUUUUUAAAAUAUAUAUGUAUGUCGUGUGAUAAAAUACCAUCUGCUGCUUAUUUUUUCAAUGAUGGUAUAAUGUUUGUCCAUUUUUUUCAAUUUAUUUGUACAGCCUUUCAGCAUUAUUCUGCUGUUAUUGGCUAUGUGAAGAAUGUUGUUAAUAAAGCUUUAAUUAUUUUUCAGUUAGAUUAGUGAUCAGCGUAAAUUCUACUUUCAUUUAUCUUUCUUGUUGUUGGUUCAUGGUUGAGUCGUUGGUGUUUGUUGAAUAGUUUUGGUGAAAACUUCCACCUACUCAUAAAGUAUUUCUCAUUAGUUUUAUAAAAUUAAGAAAAUGACAUGCGGAAGGAGAUAAAGAGUGAUUAUUAAAGAUAAUCUUGACCUAUAUAGACGUGAUGAAGACGCAAGAAAAACAAAGUUAUGGAUCAUUUUUAUAAUGGGGCCGGGCGCACAAAUUAUUCUAAGCAUUCUUUUUUUUCUUUUUUUUACAACGAAUUCUACGCAUUCAUAUGCAUAUAUGAUUAUCUAUCUUUCGUUUCAAAAUACAGUUUUCGUUUUCAUUUUGUGAGUCAAAUUUUAAAAUUUUUGAUUAAAUAUUUUUAUUAAUGUAUACAAGAAAACAUAUUCAUGUACGAUCUUGUUAGAUUGGUCUCAACGUGUACAUUUAUAGUAUCAAUUUUUUAUAUUCUUUUACUAAUACGAAAUAGAAGAUAUAAUAGGUCAAAAGUACGUCUUGAAGAUUGUGCAAAAAGAAAUAGGAAUUAUAUUUUUAGACAGUGAUAUAACCAUGAACGAAUUUGGGCAAGGGCAGUUGUGCAAGGGCGUAGGGUUACGAUUGUCGGGUGAAGUUUACAUUCUUGAAUUUGGGGUUUUGACAUACAUAAGUUAGGGCUUUUUUUCCAACUUAUUUUCAAUUCAGUUCAGUUCAGUUCAGUUGCAAUCAGUUCAGUUCAGUUCAGUCGCAAUCAUUUCGGUUUAGUUCUAUUCCAAUCAGUUCAGCUCCUAAUUUAUUUAUUAGCAUUACUAUUAGUUAUAGUUUGAUUUAGUUUAAUCCAGUUGCAAUCAGUUUCGUUCAAUUUAAAUCAGUUCGAUCAGUUGCAAUCAGAGUUAAGUUCAGUUCAAUUCAAUUGUUUUAUGACGAAGAAAACACUCUUAAUAUACAAUUUUUUAACAAAAAGGAAAUGUAAAUCAUAAAAAGCAUUGUCAAGUACUAGAACUGUAAUAUUUGUUAAUGGGUAUGAGUGGAACUUUCUUUAGGGGAUGAUAAUAAUGGGACUUUGAUAUGUGGAAUUUAGGAAAAAUAAUUGAUGGGAUGAUAUCUGGAAUUUCAAAGGAUGUGGUUGUUUGGUAUGCGGGAAGAAACAUAUGCAAUGGAAAUUCUCGUGAAUUUCUAAACUUGUCAAUUAUUUGGUUAGCCAGAAGUAAUAGAAAAUGGGGGAAUUUCAAAUUUCUGAGAAUUUGAAAUACUCACAAAACAUGGAAAUUUAUUGACUCACUCCCUCCUUAAUCAUUCAAGGUUUUUGAAAAUCUCAAAUUUCUUGAUUUCAAUCAAACAAUUUUAGUAAAUUAAUAGGAAUUACAUGAGAGAAUUAACUUCCUAUAUAUUGUAACUUCCCACAUAAAUUAAGUUCUUGUAUGUACCACUUGUUUAAAAGACACAUCAUCUAACCAACUUCUCCACAUUGUCUUUCUAAUUAAGUAACAGAACUCCCCUAAAAAAAGCUGAGUAACAAAAAUUUUGAAUUAUCUACACUCGCCCACCUCACACCGGCCUAGAACAGCCACCGAAUCCGGGACUAUUUUAUUGGAACCAUGAGAAACUUCAAAGAUUACUAUUGAUCAAGUUCAUUUCCAUGAAAAUCAAACAUUACAAUAUUUUUAUUAAUCCAUCGCAUCUUGAGUCAUAGCUAAGUUAAUUUGAUAGAGUAUAAAUCUAUUCCUGGGGCCUCAAUCAUCAGUUUAAGCUUUUGGUUGAGUUGGUCCUUUGACGUGGUAUCAAGAGUCAGCGUGACAAAAAGGUCACGGGUUCGAAUCUCAUCCACUUCUUCUUUCUCAGUGGAAUAUAGAUCUAUUCCUGGGAUCUCAACCAUCAGCUUAAAUUUUUGGUUGAGUUGGUCCUUUGACAUAAUUAAUAACUUACCCUCAAAAAAACUAACCUAAUAUACCAUUUGGGGCAAACAAAAAUGUGAAACUAUUGUCGAACAUUUGAAAUGUGCAAAUCUCAACUUGAUUUUGACUUGGGACACUACAAUCCUUAUCCCAUCAUAUCGUACCUAAGAACCAAGCAUUAAUGAACAUGAAGGAGCACAAUUUGGAUCUUAGACUCAAAAGUAUAAUGCAUGCGCACACAUCAUACUUUGGCUUACAUGUUUGUUUCAUUACACUAGUAUGUUCUUUUUAUCACAAUUUCUUGUUUUUGUACAUAAUCUUAUUUAUAUGCUUGCAUUUCUUUUCAUUGCACUUAGGUGAUUUAUUAAAAACAACUUUAUGUCUUUUUCAUGAUGCCUUUACAUUCUUUUUCAAUAGGAAUAUAUAGGUGUAAUAAUAGCAGAAACAUGUAACUCAGAGCAUGAUGUCUAUCAUUUUCCCAGUGUAGGAUUUAAGCAUAUUGCGAGGAGGGGGAAGAUUAAUAAGAGUACUUGAGUACAUUAUUAUUAUGUCCAACUUGUAUCCACUGCAUCAAAAUAUCAAAUAACGUACUGAUCACUUGGUAUUUGGUAAAACUCUUAUCUUUAAUUUGCUAAAUAAAAAGGUAAAAGUCUAAACUCUAACUCUAAAUUUUAACAAUUAAACUUUAAACUCUAUUUGUUAAAUAAAAAGGUAAAACUCUAAACUCUAACUCUAAAUUUUAACAACUAAAUUUUAAACUCUAGUUGCUAAACAGGGUGCAAGUGUGGUGCUUGGGGGUACGAAUUCUCCUAUCUUCCUCCAAAUUCGCAAGCACCUGACUCGCAAUUUGUGUUAUUCAUUUGCUUGAUUUAGUUUUUAACCGAUGAUCAUAACCCCGUAUAUCAAAUAUUGGAUCCGCCACCAGGAGUAGUUGUAGAUAGAGGUGUUAAUGAGCCUGGUCUGUUCGUGAACAAAUCUGCAUCGUCUCGGUCAAAGCUCGGCUCAUGGUAGCUCGUAAUUCGGUUGAAGGCUUAUUUGACAAGUCGAACUAAGCUAGGGGAAGCUCGUCUCGAAAACUCGUGAACAUGCUCGAUUAUACUUUUAUAUAGAAAAAUAAUAUAUCUAUAUACAUACAUAAAUAUAUUAACCUAGAUAUCACAUAAUGAUAAGUUAAUAGUCUCAUUGUUUAAAAAGAAAACCUAUAAAUCUCAAAUAUUAAAAAACAAAAAAGAAAAAAAAAUAUGUAAAAACUAGGGGUGAUAAAGAGUCAAGUAUGUUCGUGAACACUUCGAGCUUGGCUGGUCAAAGCCCGGCUCGAACAAGUUUGAUUCGUUAAAUUUCGAGCUUAAAUAAACUUAAACGAACACAAGUUGAGCAGACAACAUUUCGAGCUUGGCUCGACGGAUAAGCAACUGUAGUUGUAGUCUUGUAGAUGAUUGGUAUGUCAUCAAAAUAUUAGUGAGGCUCAAAGCGUAAAUUUUGCAUCAGGGUGCACAAUUCUCAUUGUGUAUCCAAAAAGAACAUUUUUUGAAGGUAAGGAGAAGGCGUCCAAACCGGACCGAAACCUCGCACAGGUCAAUCUAGUUCGGGUUUGCAGGCAAGGCCCCUUGGGAGUAGGAGGAAUGGUAAGAGGAAAUCCCCACCCCCAAAAUGCAUCUAAUUGGGUUUGAUCCCACAACCUCAAUGUUGUGAGAUUUAAAACAAACCACUAGACUAAGUACUACUUGGUUGCAACAAAAAAAAAACAUACUAUUUAUAUAAAAGAACAUGAACUUUUUUCAACAACUUUUCUACUUUAAAAAAGAACACACGACUUAAAAAUUAAGGAACAUGUAAAUGUAUAUUUAUAAAAGAACAUAGGUUAUAAUGAAAAGAACAUACUUCCUUUGUUCUGUUUUAAAUUAUUAAUAUCUUUAGUUGUGCACACGAAAAAAAAUACAAAAAAAAUAUAAUUUGAUAGUAUGUAUCGACACGAAUUUAACAAGAUUCCACUUGACUAUGUUUUUCUUUAUAUAAUGGCGACAAAUUGAGGUCAAAAUUGAUCAAUAAUGAAUAGUAUCAUUUCAUCCAAUGUUUCAUUUAAAAUAGAACGGAUGAGGUAUAAUAAAAGAUCAUGAAUGCUUGGUAAAAGGAAUCUUUAAUGGCACAAUUUAAGAAAAUAUAUAACAACAAUCUUUUAAAACUAUAGAGUCUAAAAAUAAUAAAACAAGAUUUAGAACAAGGUGCACGGUGCACCAUACUCUACUGAUACAGAAACACUUGUUUGCGAGCUCAUGGUCAAAAGCCCACCAGUAAGGAAGGAGACCCAAACGACGCCUAAAAACUUGUUGACAAUCUACAGAGAAAAAUUACCCCGGCGAAGAGAGAAAAUGGGAGGUGGCGUGAAGAAAGAAAAUGAAAAGAAGGAAUUAAGCAACUUCAACACAACUUCCACCGACCAACAACUCACUGAUAUCCUCCUUCAAAUUCGUGCUUCCAAAACCCCUGCAGUAAUCAAUUAUGGUGCUUCUUGGUGCCGAGUUUGUAAUCAGAUCCUUCCUGCAUUUCAGCAGUUCAGCAAGGACUUUCCGAAGCUUUCGUUUGUAUAUGCUGAUAUAGAUGAGUGUCCGGAGACCACUCAACAUAUUCGUUACACACCUACAUUUCAGUUCUUCCGUGAUGGUGAAAGGGUUGAUGAGAUGUUUGGCGCUGGUGAAGAACGACUUCACGAUCGUCUGUGGUUGCAUUCUUGAUGUUAGUAUGCCCCUAUAUACUUGUUGCAAGGAUGAGACCAAUUGUAUGAUCCUCCAUCAUGUAUUAGCUAAAACCAGCUUUGUUUAAAAAUUUGAGAAGCAUGUAAAUGUAGUUGGGAUAUAUUUGAAUCGAUGAAUCAUUGACAAA
This is a messenger RNA of Beta vulgaris subsp. vulgaris (sugar beet), 5515 nucleotides long. RefSeq names its product thioredoxin-like 3-3. The transcript is spliced from 5 exons. Lineage: Eukaryota; Viridiplantae; Streptophyta; Magnoliopsida; Caryophyllales; Amaranthaceae. The record is from RefSeq and is a predicted model, not a curated record. The coding region runs from base 4909 to 5367 and encodes 152 amino acids.